Xiphophorus maculatus (southern platyfish) is the source of this 1148-nucleotide messenger RNA. RefSeq names its product chromosome 4 C16orf46 homolog (gene c4h16orf46). The record is from RefSeq and is a predicted model, not a curated record. The transcript has 3 exons. Bases 55 to 1062 code for a protein of 335 amino acids. NCBI's taxonomy places the organism in Eukaryota, Metazoa, Chordata, Actinopteri, Cyprinodontiformes, Poeciliidae.
CACAACCAGUAACGCAUGCUAUUGUGAGAGGUUAGUGGACUGACGCAUUCAAAAAUGUUGAAAGGAGUCUGUGUGAGUGUCUUUGAUGCGCCACAAGUUCACAAUGCCGUGAAGGAGCAACAAAAAUAUUACAAGACAGCAAUAAACAUAGAGGACUUGGAGUCAAAGCUUUUGGAGAUGCCAGAGAGGACACAUAUUGAUGCCCUUCUAGACAUUAGUGAGCAGAGCUUCAUGAGAGAUCUGGAGCCACACAAGUGGCAUUGUUACCCCGGUUGGGAACAUGCUGUCCACGGUUGGGACAGAGUCUCUCCUUUGUGCUGCAUAAUGAUGAGUCAGAAGGACAUGGCAAAGCCCAAGGAGGCUGAAAGCCUGACCACUUCGGGUUUCAACCGAACGCCCUGUAGAGUAGGCAGCACAGCCAGCCUGAUGGAGCAGCACUGCAAGCCAAAUCCAGGCCAGCCUAACGUAAAGGACGCUGCAUCACUGAGCCAUCAACUGGGACCUCAAGAUCAAGCAACAUCACCUUGCCACAGUGCCACUCAGAAAUCCGUACCAGGUUCCUCAGAGAAGAAAUGGGUGGCACGAGAGACAAGUCCAGUGCUUCGCCAAACCUCACAAUCUUCUCCUUUAGUGUACAGAGCCUUGAAAGUUCAGAAGCCCAGUGUUAGGCAUGACGUUACAAUGGUCCCCAUCAAAACCUUCAAAUUUUUACCUCCUAUCAAUUCACUCCAGAAGGACAACAAAGGCAGGAAGACGGCAGAUGUAAAAAGCCCUUACAGGCUUAAGAAGGGGAUCAAAGCAACUCGGACAGGACUGGAUGCUACGGCUAAGUUAGAGCGUCCCAUUUCCUCCCCAGCUGCUACCGACAGCAAUCAGCAAUGCCAGCAAUGCCAGCAAAGCCCCAAUUUGUUCCCUAAGGGUUGUGUUUCUGUUCCGAGCAGGAAGAAAUCAUCCAUAUGUCCCAAAAUGGACACAUUGCAUCCCACAGCGUACUCUCUGGGGAACAACAUGCCAAGAGGCUUGAUCCCACCCCUGGUGCCCGCCAAGAGUCUGCUCAUCUAAGAAUCAGAACUUUGUGUGUUACAUGAGGCUUUUGAAACAAAUGUCUCAUCUCUCAAUUCAAUCAAAUAAAUGCAUGGAAAGUUUAA